AUGGCGAGAAACCGGAAACAUGAUAUCGUGAAGGCGUCAAAAUACAAAACUUCUCUUUGCACCUACUUCAUGGAAAAUGGUGAGUGUCAGUUUGGUGAUCGAUGUGCAUUCGCGCACGGGGAGGAUGAGUUGCGGCAUGAGGAAGAAGGACCAAAGAGUCGAGACAGCAGAGAACGUGGCGACACUAAUGUGGAAAGCGCCCAGGGAGGUAGUAAUGCUGAGCAAAGGUCUGUCUUGCCGUGUGCCAGUUUUGAGAGCGGAAUGGAAAGCACUGCAAACGAGACAACGGCUGGUGCUAGUGGAAGAGUAACAUACUGUUCAUGGCAUGAAGCUGAGCUUCUCUCUCCAAAAGGGGGAAGCAGUGUCGGAUCACCCCAUCAUCUGAGCAACUCCGAGGCUACCGUGCCAUUUACGGAAGAUACUGAAUUAAAGGGAGUUAAACCACCGCCAAAAAUAACGAAAGGUAAGUUGUCAAGGCAAAAUCGUGCGAAUAUGAGCGUAUUUACAAACAAAGCGAGGGGUGUCGAAGCCAAAAGUACAAUUCAACCUACGAGUGUACAUUACCCUACCAGCGGCAAUAAUGUUUAUCUUAGUGUUGUGAACUUGGCUGACACCUCAGGACAACUCGUGCAACUCGCCCCGGGUGCUUUCCUUUUCCCCUUUCCGGGAGCUCCUCCACCAUAUGUUGGCCCUUUUAUCCCAAGCGUGGGAAUACCAAGUGAGGCAGCGUUUGGUGAUGGUGUAGCGUGGAUUUCUAAUGGUCACAUGGUGAAUUCUUUCGUCACAACAAGGACAACGGAGGUUGAAAAUGCCAACUGUGCCACGGAUUUAGCCUUUCGUGCAUUUGAUACUGUUGGCAAUAUUCCCGUAAAUAGCGGGAGUAGUGGAAAUAGAUUGACUCCACAAAGUGCGGGAGAAGUAUUGCCUUCUUUGGACCCGUCUACGCACCUGGGGGGUGUGUACGAAACAUCAAUGAAGACUUCGCUGCCCCACCAACCUACCACGUGGUCCAGUGCGUCAUGUACCGAAGGGAUAGGGAGUUCGACUCUUCGAAAGGACAACGAUGCCUCCAGCUACGACGUCGGUGAAUUCGGAAACCCCAAAGUGAAGGAACCUCCUUCGACAAAGUCCAAGGAGAUAUCCGACUUUAGGUCCCUACUUGAUUCACGGCUCAUCAGCGAGUCUCUCGCGGACAAGAAUGCGGGUACUGACCCAAGAGAUGAGAAAAAUGGUAGUAUCUAUAGGCAAUGUACCGCUGCAGGACUGACUCAGCUAUACGAAAUUCGAGCUGAUAGAGGAUCUCAUCGGCCAGUAGCUUCUGAACAGAGUGAUGGUGGUGUGGGAGCAGGAGGUAGCGUUGAAGAGCACAACAGAAAUGUUGACUUCACUAGUAUCCUUCGUGGCUGUGAUGUGAACAUAUUUGCACAUGCUGCACUUGGUGGCAGUGAGAUCCAAAGGGAUCAAGCGGAAGUAUCCUCGGGCAAAGAAUGGACGUCAAGAGCAGUUGAAAGAGGGGAAGAUUUCUCCGCAGCUGGUGGAAGUGGUGCGAGAAAAGUUGGUGAAGCCACGUCGCAGGUUGUGUGUCCAAGUGAACAACAUCGUGCGAUACCACCAGCUCAACGACCCCGCCCUGUUGUCGCUAACUACUUUCAGUCGUCAUGUGCAGAAUCCGAUAAAUGUGUGCCCGUGUACCCUCUGUGA
Messenger RNA from Trypanosoma brucei brucei TREU927, 1701 nucleotides. RefSeq lists its product as hypothetical. Bases 1 to 1701 code for a protein of 566 amino acids. Gene Ontology annotation, molecular function: mRNA binding; metal ion binding. The record is from RefSeq and is a predicted model, not a curated record. NCBI's taxonomy places the organism in Eukaryota, Euglenozoa, Kinetoplastea, Trypanosomatida, Trypanosomatidae. The transcript has a single exon.